GUAGGUUAUUAGAUCACUUAGGUAGAUCAGGAAAGUGAUUAGUUUGACUGAUUUGAUAUAUAAGCUCAGAAUUUUUUGUUUGAUUCAUCAUUGUGGUAACCAGCAACAAAGUGAAUCACUAGAGAAGAUGGCUUCAAGGAAUUCUUACCUGAAUGAAAUGGAUGGCAUGAAUUUAGACCAUUUCUUGGAUAAAGAGGUUGAUUUGGGACAAUAUUUCACAAAGACAGAACUCGGUGUUAUGGGUCUACAAGAGCAGCAGAGACUUAAGAACAUUGCCCAGAAUUAUGAGAUAAUGCUCUAUAUGGGCCUUCCUGCUAUCAAACCAGAGUUUAUGAAGGGGCCAGGUUACAGAGCGAGGCAAGCCAAAGUAGCAGAAAAGGUUUCAGUACAACCUAAACUGUCAGAUACAGACUCGAGUGAUGAAGAAUGGACACCAGACAUGGAAAGGAAAAAGAGGGCAAAGGAUAAACCAAAGAUUCCAAAAUUCCUUAAAGCUCCACAGAAAAGAAAGAUGAAAGAAGUGCCAGAAAAGAAAAGAUUACAAAAGACAGAUCUGAAAGAAGCGGAGAUGUGUGUCACUGAUAUAUCUGAUAAGAGAGAAUAUAACCUGAGAGAAAGAAAAGAAACAAAUUUCAUGAACUUGGAACCUGCCGAUGAUGAUCAUUUUCUUUAUUGUGAGGAAUGCAACAAGGAAUAUGAUAUGGACUGCCCUAUCCAUGGACCACUUGAGUACAUUCAAGACACGGAGGUUUUGAAUAGUCAAGACCCAGACAGAGCUUUACAUAGUUUACCACCAGACCUUGUAGUUAAAAAUUCCUCAAUAAAAGGUGCUGGGUUAGGUGUGUUCACAGAGAAAGAAAUACCAGCACGUGUUAUGUUUGGACCCUAUGGUGGGGUAAUAGUUACAGAUCCUGAAAAAGCUCACAAAUCUGGGUAUUGUUGGCAGAUUUAUAAAGAUGGCAAGCCCAGUCAUUUUGUGGAUGCCCAAGACAAAGUCCAUUCCAACUGGAUGAGGUACGUCAACUGCGCUACAUCUGAAGAAGUUCAAAACCUGGUAGCGUUUCAGUUUAAAGGUGGUAUUUACUAUCGCUCCUACAAAACCAUUGCGGCUGGUACAGAAUUGCUGUGUUGGUAUGGCACAGAAUAUGGAAGAGAUCUUGGUAUUGUUAGAGACAAAAAUCUGCUCUUCAGACCUAAAUAUGUCAAUGGACAAGAGAUGUUCCCAUGUGUGUUCUGCAAGAUCUGCUUCAGUGGAGCAGUGUUUUGUGUUCGCCAUCUGGUUAGAAUGCAUGGAAAGGAUAAGUUGACUGCAGCUGACAUUCAGGUGUUAGAUGAAUGGCUCAGGAUGCAUGAUCAAGCACAUUAUCAACAAAGAUACACUGUGAGUAUGAAGGGCAAGCUGCAUAUUGAGCAGCAUAACAAAAAGAUAUUAGACAAAAAUCCAGUUCAGCAACAUGUUACGGAUACUGUACAACAGAGGAAACAAAAUGGAGAAAGACCUUACAAAUGUGACAUCUGUGAUAAAGCAUUUACUAAUAGUCAAAAUUUGACUACUCAUCAGAUAAUACACAGUGGGGAGAGACCUUACAAAUGUGACAUCUGUGAUAAGGCAUUUACUGAGAGUUGCAAUUUAACUAGACAUCUGAGGAUACACAGUGGAGAGAGACCUUACAAAUGUGACAUCUGUGAUAAAGCAUUUACUAAUAGUCAAAAUUUGACUACUCAUCAGAUAAUACACAGUGGGGAGAGACCUUACAAAUGUGACAUUUGUGAUAAGGCAUUUACUCAAAAUGGUGCCUUGACUAAACAUCAGAGGAUACACAGUGGAGAGAGACCUUACAAAUGUGACAUCUGUGAUAAGGCAUUUACUGAAAGUGGUGACUUGACUAAACAUCAGAGGAUACACAGUGGGGAGAGACCUUACAAAUGUGACAUCUGUGAUAAGGCAUUUACUGAAAGUGGUCCUUUGAUUAAACAUCAGAGGAUACACAGUGGAGAGAGACCUUACAAAUGUGACAUCUGUGAUCAGGCAUUUACUACAAAUGGUAGUUUGACUAAACAUCAGAGGAUACACAGUGGAGAGAGACCUUACAAAUGUGACAUCUGUGAUAAGGCAUUUACUAAUAGUCACAAUUUGACUACUCAUCAGAGGAUACACAGUGGAGAGAGACCUUACAAAUGUGAUAUCUGUGAUAAGGCAUUUACUCAAAAUGGUGCCUUGACUAAACAUCAGAGGAUACACAGUGGGGAGAGACCUUACAAAUGUGACAUCUGUGAUAAGGCAUUUACUCAAAAUGGUGCCUUGACUAAACAUCAGAGGAUACACAGUGGAGAGAGACCUUACAAAUGUUACAUCUGUGAUCUGGCAUUUACUCAAAAUGGUGACUUGACUAAACAUCAGAGGAUACACAGUGACUGAAGACCUAGAACAAAUGCGACAUCUGUGAUAUUAUAAAAUAGAGAAAAGUUGAAACUAACAUUUGUGGUAUGGCAUAUGAUAGUUUUUUUUAUGAAUUGAAAAUCAUUUAUUUAACAGGAUUUAUCAAUAUCUUGUUUGCAAUGAUUUUUAUUUGUCAACACCAAAACUGUUAAUGGUCAAGUAUAUAAU
Molecule: messenger RNA, 2608 nt
Organism: Mercenaria mercenaria
Lineage: Eukaryota; Metazoa; Mollusca; Bivalvia; Venerida; Veneridae
Product: zinc finger protein 492-like
Exons: 10
Coding region: 128-2419 (763 amino acids)
Cellular component (GO): nucleus
Molecular function (GO): histone methyltransferase activity; protein binding
Source: RefSeq, a predicted model, not a curated record